Mytilus californianus (California mussel) is the source of this 7645-nucleotide messenger RNA. Its product is annotated as RAC serine/threonine-protein kinase-like. Gene Ontology annotation, molecular function: protein serine/threonine kinase activity; ATP binding. Lineage: Eukaryota; Metazoa; Mollusca; Bivalvia; Mytilida; Mytilidae. The coding region runs from base 89 to 1546 and encodes 485 amino acids. The record is from RefSeq and is a predicted model, not a curated record. The transcript is spliced from 11 exons. Gene Ontology annotation, biological process: protein phosphorylation.
UCAAGCGAGAAGAAACGAGACAACAUUACUGAUGUGAAAUGCUGGAACUCUUGGCUUUUUCUUGAAAGACUGACGGGCAGACAGGACAAUGAACCCGUCUGGAAGUAACAUUCCUGUGGUGAAGGAAGGAUAUUUAAUGAAAAGAGGAGAACACAUAAAGAAUUGGAGAAAAAGAUAUUUUAUUUUAAGAAAAGAUGGUUCCUUUCUAGGCUUCAGGGCAAAGCCAGAACAGGGAUUUAAUGACCCACUUAACGAUUUUACUGUUAGAGAUUGUCAGUUAAUGAGACAAGAACGUCCAAAGGCCAAUACAUUUAUAAUCCGAGGAUUACAAUGGACGACAGUAGUAGAAAGGAUGUUCUGUGUAGAAUCUCAGGAGGAGAGAGAAGAGUGGAUAGCAGCUAUCAAUUCUAUUUCAGAUGAGUUGAAAAACUCUGAUGAAGGAGCAGAGGGACCAGCUCUAUUUGACAAAUCAAAGAAAAAAGUGUCAUUAGAUGACUUUGAGUUUUUGAAAGUACUAGGAAAAGGAACAUUUGGAAAAGUCAUUCUUUGUAAAGAGAAGGUCACAGGUCAUCUAUUAGCAAUCAAAAUAUUAAAGAAGCAAGUAAUCAUUCAAAAGGAUGAAGUUGCACAUACUUUGACUGAAAACAGAGUAUUACAGACAACAAAACAUCCAUUCUUAACACAAUUGAAGUACUCAUUCCAGACAACAGAUAGGUUAUGUUUUGUUAUGGAAUAUGUAAAUGGUGGUGAACUUUUCUUUCAUUUAUCACGAGAACGUGUGUUUUCAGAAGAAAGAACAAAAUUUUAUGGUGCAGAAAUAAUUUCAGCAUUAGGAUAUUUACACGAAAAUAAUAUUGUUUAUAGAGAUCUGAAGUUAGAAAAUUUGUUGUUAGAUAAAGAUGGACAUAUCAAAAUAGCUGAUUUUGGACUUUGUAAAGAAGAAAUGUUUUAUGGAGCUAGUACGAAAACAUUUUGUGGUACUCCCGAGUAUUUGGCUCCUGAAGUUUUAGAAGACAAUGAUUAUGGUCGAGCAGUAGAUUGGUGGGGCACAGGUGUUGUUAUGUAUGAAAUGAUGUGUGGACGUUUACCUUUUUACAAUCGUGAUCAUGAUGUUUUAUUUGAACUUAUAUUGUUACAAUCAGUGCGGUUUCCAAGGACAUUGUCAGAAGAUGCCAAGAGUCUUCUUGAAGGGUUUUUAAAGAAAAAUCCACAUGAAAGACUUGGAGGAAGUGAACAGGAUGUAAAAGAAAUUAUAGCACAUCCAUUCUUUAAAACAGUUAACUGGCAGGACUUAGUUGAGAAGAAGAUAACACCACCUUGGAAGCCAGACGUCAAAAAUGACUAUGACACAAAAUACAUACCUGAUGAGUUUGCCCAGGUUCCUCUGUCCUUGACACCUAACUCUAAAGAAAGUCAUGUAGAGCUCAGUUCCAUAGCAGAGGAAAGUGAACUUCCUUACUUUGAACAAUUCUCAUACCAUGGAUCAAGAGCUGGUAUGGGAGAAAGCUACCUCCAAUCACAUGUCAAUGAUGGGGAAAUUUUCUAGCACAUAUGAAAUGCAAAAAUAGAAUGAGGUUGUCUCUAUUGUGUAGAUAUAUCAUGUCUUUCAGUAUUGUAUAACUGUCAUCAUCAAUUAUAUCUCAAUGAACACUUUAAAAAGAGGGUGAUUUAAAUUUGUAUUUUGCUUCCUAGCAUUGACUAACAUGAAAUCUCAUGUACUGUGGAUUCAUUGAUUUUCUUAGGUUUCCAAUUUUCGAGAAAUUGAGAAAAAAAUUGCAUUGUUGUGGAUAUUUGAUUUCAUGGUUUUGUCAAUGUCUAUAGAAAGUCUAUAGAAAACUUGUAUCUAGGCGAAUAUUUAAAUCUCUGGUUCAUUGUUAUUCACAAAAAAUUGGUAUCCCAAUAACUGUAAUGAAUCCAUAGUAAUAAGGAUAUUAUGUCAUGUAAUAAUGGUAAACAGACAGAGAGUCACAGGACAAAAAGUCACAAAUAAUUUGUUUAAAAUUGUUUUAAUAUAUAAGAGAAAGUUCUGGAAAUAAUUUCUUUGUAUUACAUAUAUUCAUUUAACAGUUAAGGAAAUUGUUCAUAAGCCUUGAUAAAUGUAGAUUUAUCAAAAUUUAAACAUGCAAAGGAUACAUUUUUUGACACAAUGAAGCCAUUUAAGUACCAAGUCACUUUGACAAAUUGGUUUCUUAACAAUUAUAUGAUCGUUAUUGAAUUUAUCAGAAUCCAUUUUGUUUACAGAGCUGCUUUAUACAUAAUAUUAGAAAAUUAAAAUACAUGUUUUUAAAAAUAAGUGUAUUCUUUUUCAAAGACAAAUAAUCUCAAAACUGAAUUGUGACUUUUUGUCCUGUGACUUUCUAUCCUACAUUCUGUAAUAACACACCUUAGAAAAUCUAGCAGCAAUAUUGUAGUAGGAUAAUAAAUGUUUCGGACACUAAAAAAUGCCAACUAUCUACUUUAUUGUUAUAAUUUGGCUUAACUGGAAAAUCAGUCACUUUAAAUAAAUGAUAGAAUAUGUAUCUUCAAGGGGGAUUGUUUAAUUGCUCUCUUGUUAGGUAUACCCCCAUUUGUUAGAUUGAUUAGAUAAGUACAGUUAAAAAAGACUUUGGGAUGAAUUUACAGGGCUAAUUAAACUUUUUCAUUUCUUACCAUCAUUAGUCAUAUACCUGUAGUAGUACAUGUAUUAGGUUAUAAGAAGUUAGUUUCUUCAAGGUCAUAUAUUAGAUAUUUUGUUGCAAUAUAAGUCCUUUUAAGCAUGAUUAUUGUAACAUUCCAAAUAUGGGAUCUUUAAAGCCAAUUAAUUCAAAACUUGAAAAGGUACCUUUUAUAAAAAAAAGUCCAUUCUUCUAUAUUCUGCCCAACAAUUGUCAAACUAUUUUUUUCCCUUAAAUUAAAAUUUUUGCCAUGUAAAGAAACAUUUUACAUUUCAAAUUCCCAAGAUUUAAUGUCUUUUCUAGAAAUAAAAAUAUGAAAUCAAAGCACAGAAGCGCUUAAAAGGCUGUUUGUGUAUAUUCAUUGUUUUUCGACCUUGUGUAUAAUUCCAACCACACCUCACAUAAAAUGUUGAUUAAGAUCAGGUGACUUACUUCCUCUUUUGAAUGAUGUUUCAGAAUACGCUAUUUUAAAAUUAAAAUUUCAAGAAAAUUUUGUUCAAAAAAGAAUUUAAUAGGUAGAACAUUUGUUUUAUUUCCCACUCAAUACACAUGCAUGCAAGUGUCCCCCCUUUUUUAAAAAAGUGCAAGAUAAGAUGCAGAAGCUUAUUAUUAAUACAAUGAGUAACUUCCACUUGACAGCCAGAAAGAUAUCCUGUAUCAUAAAUCAAUAUUCAUUUGUAAUUUAUAUCAAUUUUAAAUUUUAAAUUUCUGGGUUUUUUUUAUUGUCUAAGGCUAAAGUAAGAUAGUCGAUUCCUGAAUAAUUUCUGAUUUAAUGUCAUUAAAUUCAUUUAAAUUUUAACCUGUUGCAUUCCACAAUUCAGUAUUAAGUAUUUUUACUAAGACCGGUAUUAAAUUUCAUUUAGGUAUACUCUUUUCUGUUUAUGAAACAAACAAAGGUGAAUCACUUCGCCUGAAACCAAAACAUAUACAAUACUUUUCUAAAGCCUCAAGUUAUUUUCUCCUCUCCUUUCCAGCAAAUUCAUUUGGUUAUUUUAACUGUUUUUCUUGUCAAAAAUUUAUAUGAUAAGCAGUAUUUUUCAUUAAAUUAAUGGCAAAAUGUUCAGACCAUAUCUUACUUAUCAGUUAGAUUGAAUUUUUUUUGAACUAUUUCAACAAUGGAUUAUGGAUUUCUUGUCCAAUCAACUUAAAUUAUUUUCAAUAAGAAUAAAGAAUUAUUUUGACUUUAUCUUAAACAACCAAGGAAUGAAUAACAAUGAAAAAAACCUCAGAUUCACAUUAACAGGUAAUCAUGUGACUAUUAUAUAAUACAUUUUGUUUUCAUCUCUGAUCCAGGAUGUUCAUAAGUACAUGGAAACCGCAAUUUAAAGUUUUUUUUUCAAAAUGAUUGCAACUAGAAAACAUCGGAUAGCAACAUUGACAAGUAUGGCACCAAUGCAAUGAAUAAAGGUAGAAACUGUCCUUAAUAAAAAGAAAUGAUUUCCUUCAACACAAAUUGAAUGUUGAAUGAGUUUUGGAAAUGAUUUGUUUGUUGUAUCAUUAAAGAAAGGUUCUGAUUACUUCAUUAAUCAUAUCCAAAUAUUAUUUUUGGUGAAGUUUAGUUUAUGUUUAUUUCUAUUUUACAAAUGAGGAAGAGCUACAGACAUAACUAAUUUUAUCAAAUAUUUUAGAUGUAAUUUGAAGUCUUUAAUGGUGUAAAUGACAAUAAAAUGUAUUGUAUUAAUCUUUGUUUGCUGUUGUAGUGAAAUAUUUUUAUAUAUUUGUGUACAAAAGAUAUUUUUAUUGCUGUCUCUAGCAUAUGACACAGUGUUGCCAAUAGGAUCUUUUUUUAUACCUUGUACAUAUAGAAAUAUAAUGGCUUGAGCUAUAACUUACCGGUAUUAACUUCUCCACAUUUCUACAUUUGUAAACCUUAAUUUACAUUACAGUUAAUUUAUUAAUCUGAUAUUUAUCAAUAAUAUGUCACAUUGUACUCUCACAAAAAAUAUGGCAGUGGCAAUUGUUAGCAUCACAAAUAAGAAAACAAAAGUUUUUUUUUUAAUGUUGACCAUUGAUAUUUAUGCAGAACAACUUCUUUUGCAGUGUGAAGAUGAAAAUUUAUUUGAAAUCUAAGUGUUCAAUAUGCACAUUUGUUAACUGUUGUUGUAUUUUAUUUUGUUUUCAGUGAAUUUAUCAUACAAAAUAUUGCCUGUAAUGUUAUCAACUUCCAUCAUUUUAACAUUGAAUUGCUUUUAUAAUUCAGCAACUGAUAAAAUAUCAUGAAGGAGAAAAAAUUGCUCUUAAUAGCAAUUUUACAGACUAAAUAUUCUUAAUAUAUAGGUAUUACAUAUUUUUGUCAUAUCUUUAACACUUAUGUAUAAUGUAUGUAACUUUCAAUCAGGUAUAUAUUUGUUUCUUUUCAUUACUCAUCAUGACAAUUUUACAUGCUUAAUUUUUGGUAAUACUUGAGUUUGAACUCUUAGUAGCUAUUCAUGAUUUGUAAAGUUCUGUGUAAAAAUUCAAUGAACCCCUUAUCUUUUGAGAGAUCAUAUUUAAUUCUAUGGAAACCUAUUGGUAUGUCACAAACAAAGCUUUAUACUGUCAAUGGCAGCAUUUUACAGAUUUGUACAAUCAAUACAAUUUGACAGCAAAUAGAGCAUAGUAACUAUUGUACUAUAAAGCAUCAAUAUUGAUGAAGAAUGCUUUUGGUGAAAUUAUUCUUUUCCAGAUAUUUUUUCCAAAAGUAGGAAUUUUGACUUGUAGUUUGAUUUUUAUACGCCCGUUUACAGGACGUAUUAUGGUAUACCUUUGUCCGUCCAUCCGUCCGUCUGUCCGUCGUCAACAUGUCGGACAUUAACUCAAAAACUCUUUAACCAGUUUGCAUAAAACUUUGGUGAAUUGUUUAUAUGUAUUGACGUGAGCUCCCUUUCGUUUUUCAUAAAUUUUAGAUUUUACGUUUCCGAGUUAUGGGGUUUUAUUCAUUAAAAAAAGGGGGACUUUCCAGUUUUCAGACAAUAACUCAAGAAUGUUUUCACCAACUUGCAAGAAAUUGUGGUGAAUUGUUUAUAUCUAUUGACUUGAGCUCCCUUUUGAUUUUUAUAUAUUUUAGAUUUUACGUUUCCAAGUUACAGGGUUUUAUUCAUAAAAAAGGGGGAUUUUCCAGUUUUCGGACAAAAAUCAAAAAUGCUUUCAGCAGAUUUCAUGAAACUUUGGUGAAUUGUUUAUAUCUAUUGAUGUAAGCUCCAUUUAGAAUUUUAUAAAUUUUACAUUUUACAUUUCUGAGUUGUGGGGUUUUAUUCAUUAAAAAAGGGGGGAUUUUCCAGUUUUCAGACAAUAACUCAAAAAUGCUGUCAGCAAUUCUCAUGAAACUUUGGUGAAUUGUUUAUAUCUAUUGAUGUAAGCUCCCUUUACAUUUUCAUAAAUUUCUAAUAAGACAUUGAGAAUUAAUUGAACUUUAAUUGUUUAUAGUCUGACAACAGAUUUACUAAGUAUUGAGCAACAGCACAGUGUAUUGCACAACAGCAAGAAAUCUUAAUUGAAAAAAAAUCAAUUCAUAUAACCAAUUUCAAGUUCUUUGACUACAUUUAUUCAGAAACCAUAAUAUGUCAAAUAUUUAAUACAAUCCAAAUUCAGACCUGUAUCAAGCUUGAAUAUUGUGUCCAUUUUUGCCCCAACUGUUCAGGGUUGGACCUCUGCGGGCGUACCCAGCUGCGCUCAGCGAAGCAGUUUUUUUUUAUAUGAGCUUUUCCUAUUAUGGAAUGUAGAACUAGCUGAUUUGCUGCAAGAAAAUACCUCCUCAUGAUCUUUUGAAAUUGCUUUUUAGAAUAGGUUUUAUGCAAUGGACUUGACCAGAUUUUGUAUGAAGAACAAGGUGCAUUACAAGUGCUAUUUUCCUUAAUUUGACUUAAAUUUGUAUUUUUAUUUUUAAAAAUGUCUAUUUAUAUCUUAUUCAACUUUAAGACAGUGCUCAACAAAAAGGUACCACCUUUGUUUGUUUUUUUUAAAUUUUUCAUAUUUUAUUGAAAUCUGUACAUUUGUUAGUUGAAAAACAUCAAGUACCGGUAAAAAGGUACCCACAUUAAUGAUGUCAUGAGUCAUAAAAAAACUACUGAUACUCUUUUUUUGAAAAAAUACAUACAGUUUUUAUUGACUUUCAAAUUUUUUAGACUUGUCAAUAUAAAGAGCAUACAAUAACCAUUAAAUAGUUUACAUCUGACUAUAUGAACAAACAGUCUGUUAUAAAUUUUCAUGGUUUUGCAUGUCUUGAUAUUUCCCACAUUUAAGUAAAAGUCAAAACUAAUUACUUUUGUCAGCUUAUCAAGAAAAAAAAAUAUGUACGUAUUAUUUUUCCACCUUUAAAAAUGUUAUGAGUAUUUCUAUUAUUUGAAAGGCCCUAGAGUAAAAACCUAUCAUAUGCCCUUCAUUUAUUUUUCACCACAAAAUUUAUGUGUUUUUAUGAAAACAAACUAGAUAUCUAAAAACAUUGUACACACUAUCUUUUCUUCAUGAAAUCUGUUAUUAAAAUAUCUGGAAAUAGACAAAAUGUUAUUGUAAGCAAACGAUCUUAAGUCAUACUUUCUUAGGUUUAUAUUAAAGGACCAUGGGUGAUAAAUCCAGUCUUAAGAUUGUUCAUUUCAAGUAGUUUUGUAUUAAUGUUUUUAAAAAUAACAUUCAAAGGGCAGAGGGAGAUUCAAUGUUAAUUGGAGAAUCUCCUUUUAAUAGGGAGAAUUGUCAUGUAUGUGAAAAAUCUUUGAGCACCAAAAAUCUUAUUUUGAUGGAAUAAAACUAUGAUACUGCUAAGAAUUAGAAAUCCUGAAGAAAUCUGCAAAAAAAAAUAUACUGUUGUACAAAUUGUAUUGUAAUAUAUAUAUAUAUAUAUAUGGUAUGUAUGAUUGUUGAAGUUUUAUUAAGUAUAGGUUAUGUUGUUGAGAACAAACAGUGGGUUGUACAUUUCAUUUAGAUUAGGAAGACCCACCACUUAUCAUUGUUAACAUGCUUUAUAGAACUGUCGGUAUACUAUAUUUUAUACAAAAUACAGAUUUAGAAAUCUUGAA